Bipolaris zeicola 26-R-13 is the source of this 177-nucleotide messenger RNA. RefSeq lists its product as uncharacterized. Bases 1 to 177 code for a protein of 58 amino acids. The transcript has a single exon. NCBI's taxonomy places the organism in Eukaryota, Fungi, Ascomycota, Dothideomycetes, Pleosporales, Pleosporaceae. The record is from RefSeq and is a predicted model, not a curated record.
AUGAGCAUUGAGUCUGCAGGCGUGUCUGGUAAUAAUCCAUCAGCAACUAACGGGCCUUUGCAUUGCGUGUCGGCAGCGUCGGCGGCUUGGGAGAGGCGUAGGUACGAAGGCCGUGUCCAAUGCCGCCGCCCACCAAGGCCUUGUCGCGUGGGCAAAUCGUCCCUGUGCUGUCCGUAG